Messenger RNA from Pyrus x bretschneideri (Chinese white pear), 2541 nucleotides. Its product is annotated as ABC transporter G family member 7. Lineage: Eukaryota; Viridiplantae; Streptophyta; Magnoliopsida; Rosales; Rosaceae. The record is from RefSeq and is a predicted model, not a curated record. Gene Ontology annotation, molecular function: ATP hydrolysis activity; ATP binding; ABC-type transporter activity. The transcript is spliced from 12 exons. Gene Ontology annotation, cellular component: membrane. Bases 81 to 2273 code for a protein of 730 amino acids.
CUCAGAACUCACAAGCCAGGCGUGAAGCUCAGCUCCAGCUGUAGCAAAAGAAAGAAGAAAAUCGACAGUGGUUCGCUGAAAUGGUUCAAUCAGGCGGGAAAAAUGUGGGCCAGAUGAUAUUAGGCAUCGGCGGCAGCGGCCUGGGCCAGGCCCUUGCCGCCGUCGCCGCAGCUCUCUUGCUCCGCCUCAUCUCCGGCCCAGGCCCAGCAAUCUCACCAGAGGCUGACGCCGGCGACGACUACACUGAUGCGAUAGACGACGAAGCCGAAACUCCGGAUGUCGGAAAAGUGGUUCCGGUCACAAUCCGGUGGCGCAACAUCAACUGUUCCCUCUCUGACAAAUCCUCCGCAGCUGUCCGAUUUCUGCUUAAAAACGUAAGCGGAGAAGCGAAACCGGGGAGACUACUGGCGAUUAUGGGGCCGUCAGGAUCAGGAAAGACGACGCUGCUGAAUGUACUCGCGGGUCAGCUUGCUGCGUCACCGCGGCUACGUUUAUCGGGAUUGUUGGAGGUCAAUGGCAAUCCUAGUCCAAACAAAGCCCAUAAGUUUGCUUAUGUGAGACAGGAGGACCUGUUUUUCUCGCAGCUGACGGUGAGAGAGACGUUGUCUCUUGCCGCGGAGCUGCAGCUUCCGGAGAUAUCUUCCUCCGAAGAAAGAUUAGAGUAUGUGAACGGCCUGUUGUUUAAGUUGGGAUUGAUUAGUUGUGCUGAUACCAUUGUUGGUGAUGUGAAAGUCCGAGGAAUCAGUGGGGGUGAAAAGAAACGACUGUCUGUGGCAUGUGAGCUGAUUGCAAGCCCCUCUGUUAUAUUUGCUGACGAACCCACUACUGGACUUGAUGCUUUUCAGGCAGAGAAAGUAAUGGAAACCCUUCGACAGCUUGCACAGGAUGGACAUACUGUAAUCUGCUCCAUACAUCAGCCUAGAAGUUCUGUGUACAGUAAAUUUGAUGACAUCGUGUUGCUAACAGAGGGUGCACUUGUCUAUGCUGGUCCUGCACAUGAUGAACCACUAGCAUACUUCUCUAAAUUCGGGUACAAUUGCCCAGAUCAUGUGAACCCUGCGGAGUUUCUAGCUGAUCUCAUAUCCAUUGACUACAGUUCUGCCGAAAGUGUCUACUCUUCUCAGAAAAGAGUAGAUGCUCUUGUUGAAUCAUUUUCGCAACAAGCAUCAUUAGUUCUCUAUGCAACUCCCAUUACAAGAAGGGAAAUUUCCAACAAAGGAACAAUGUUCAACACGAAAAACAGAGUUCAGAAGAAGGGAGGUUGGUGGAGGCAAUUCCGGUUGCUCCUAAAGCGUGCAUGGAUGCAGGCUUCUCGUGAUGGACCAACAAAUAAAGUUCGGGCAAGAAUGUCAGUUGCAUCAGCAGUCAUAUUUGGGUCAGUUUUUUGGAGAAUGGGAAGAUCUCAGACAUCAAUACAAGACAGAAUGGGAUUGCUUCAGGUUGCUGUAAUAAACACAGCAAUGGCUGCUCUCACAAAGACUGUGGGUGUGUUCCCGAAGGAGCGUGCAAUAGUAAAUAGAGAACACGCUAAAGGGUCUUAUACAUUAGGACCCUAUCUUCUAUCUAAGUUGUUGGCUGAGAUUCCUGUUGGGUCAGCAUUUCCAUUAAUGUUCGGCGCCAUUUUGUACCCCAUGGCUCGUCUUCAUCCUACUUUAUCCAGAUUUGGGAAGUUUUGUGGUAUUGUGACGGUGGAAUCUUUUGCGGCCUCUGCUAUGGGUCUAACUGUUGGCGCUAUGGUUCCAACCACUGAAGCAGCUAUGGCCGUGGGACCCUCACUUAUGACAGUUUUUCUUGUAUUUGGAGGCUAUUAUGUCAAUGCAGAGAAUACACCAAUCAUCUUUCGUUGGAUUCCUAGUGUCUCUCUAAUUAGAUGGGCCUUUCAAGGUCUUUGCAUCAAUGAGUUUAGGGGUCUUCAAUUUGAUCAUCAGCAUUCUUACGAUAUUCAAAACGGAGAGCAGGCACUUGAACGCAUCUCUUUCGGAGGAAGUCACAUUAGGGAGACAUUGGUAGCUCAAAGUAGAAUACUGUUGUUUUGGUAUAGCACCACUUACCUUCUCCUUCAGAAAAACAAACCGAAACACCAGCUGCUGGAGGCCGCACCUCUUGACCAAAUCCAACCAGCGGUGCAACUUGAGCUCUUAAAUACCGAACAAGAUGAACAAAACGAGCCAAAUGAAGAUAAUGAACAACCUGUAACAGUUGAAAAAGUCGAAUUAAACCAGCCACCAAGUGAAUCACCUCCGAUUGACUUUGUCCUAGAAGGUGCUAAGUAAAGGAGAUAUGUUAGCAAAUAAGGGAGCCUCGUGCCUUUUUCUGUCCCAAUGAGCCAUAUUUUCUAUGAAACAAGACGAUUGACGAUGAUUAAUCGUGUUGCUGUAUUGUAUAUCCAAAUCAACUUAGAAAUCAUAGCUACCACCUUGCAGUGGAUGAAGAUGUAUGUCUUUCGUAUAUGAUCAUGGCAACCGGGCGUCGACCGGUAGACGUAUAUCCGUGGGAUCUUUUUCAGUAUUUUGUGUCAAGAGAAAGGCAUGAUUUGCACUA